Puccinia graminis f. sp. tritici CRL 75-36-700-3 is the source of this 696-nucleotide messenger RNA. RefSeq lists its product as uncharacterized. The record is from RefSeq and is a predicted model, not a curated record. The transcript has 3 exons. Bases 1 to 696 code for a protein of 231 amino acids. NCBI's taxonomy places the organism in Eukaryota, Fungi, Basidiomycota, Pucciniomycetes, Pucciniales, Pucciniaceae.
AUGCCCAAAGACUCAGGAUUUACCUUUCUACAUACAAGGGAGUCGUCACCCCAGCGGCAGUUCGUACCGCGCGGGAUUGUGGAACCAACAAAACUCGGCCGAUCCGUGGAACCAACGAGAUCGGCUCUCCGAUCGGGCUCUCGUUGCUCACUAAAAAUAACCUGGAACUCGAUCAGGACGGGUCGGUAUGAUCUCGAAAAGGCAUUGGGUACAACAAGUUCCCUGUGGACUAGUCGUCAAGGUUCACCUUUGACCGACCAGCUCACUCUGUCACCUGGAUUCAAGUCCCAGGUAUUUCCCUUUCUGAGGCCCCCCGCGGUUUCUGCCACUGCGGCCCUACCCAAAUCACGUCGGCUCCUCGGGGCAGCAUCGGAGGAAUGCCGUGGAAUGGGUGGGUGGGGUCCACGGAAAACUCUGGACCGUCAGGUCCUGGUCCGACUCCCUGCCAGUGGUCACUCGUGGGAUCCACAGGCAAAAGGGGUGUCGGACCACCGUCGAACUGCACCCCAGGUGUACUGCCAACACCACGGGUCUGGUGGACGAGUGCUUGACGGAAGCGGUUCCGUCGGCUUGACCCAUGCCGCUCUGACCAAAAUUUUGGGGUGCUUCAUAGCGGGGGGCGUAAUACCCCGCGGUCGGCUUGACCCUUCAACGUCGGCUUGCCAGCGGUUGCCUGGCAAGCUUGCGGCGGCUUGA